AUGUCCCCGAACGGCCAUCAGGUAGCAGACUACCUAUUGUCGCAGCUGCUGCACCUCACUCGCUCCUCCGCUGGCUGCAUCUCCAGCGCCCUCCGCCGCCCCCGCGCCCGCAGCAGCACCAGCAAAAACAGCAACAGCAGCAGCGGCGGCGGCGGUGGCAGCAGUGAGGACGAGGAGUCGCUGUUUCUUCGGACGCACAGCAUCACCAACUUCGCGUGGACGCCGUAUCUCAAGGCGUGGUACGCGGACAACGCGGCCUCGGGAUUGGUGUUUGGCAACAUGAACACGCUCAUGGGCAAGGUGGUUACCACCGCUGACGUCAUUAUGAGCAAUGACGUGGCGUCGGAUCCGCGGUCGAGGGGAGUGCCGCCCGGGCACCCGCCGAUGACGACAUUCCUUGGCGUGCCGCUGUUCUCAGGCUCUCGUCUUGUCGGCAUGUUCGCAGUGACCAAUCGCGAGGGCGGCUACAGCAAGGCUCUAGUCACAGAGCUGCACGUGCUAACCAAGACAGUGGGGCAGGUUGUAGCGGGGAUACAGCAGCGGAGGCAGCGGUGGGAGCGUGAGGAGCGGUUGAACGCGGUGCUGGAGGGUACCUGCCAAGCAGUGCUGUCUGUAGCGCCCUCCGGCCGUCUUUCCUGCAUCAACCGCUCUGCUCGAAGCCUCUUUCGGGUUUCGGAUGAGGCCAUGGCUCCUCGCCCCUCCAAUUUGGGAGCAGCAGCGGGGACUGGAGCAAUGACGUCCGUUAGUCAACCGCUUGCGAGCCUGUGCGAAUCCGAGUUGGCACUAUCAGAGCUAAUUGAGACCAUCGAUGGGGAAACAGACUUCAUGCGACAGGAUGUGCUGCAGAGAUAUGCAGAAUCUGGAGAUGCCUUUCCUGCUGUAGGGCUGCGUCAGGAAGGCAGAUCCAGGCAUAGCGAUAGUAUCUCCCAAGGUCACAUGACUCAUGACACGUCAGCAGCAGGUGUCAGAAUGAACCUUCGUGUGACAGUGACACGUAGCGAGACGUCACAGGUGGCAUUCGUGCUGACGGUGCAACUAGCAGAAGAACAAGAAGCAGCAACUAGAGGUGUCCACACGCAGUCUCAGACUGAAUAUUAUAAGACCUACCACCAUACAGCUUGUGGGCGUGCAGAAGGGAGUUGGAGAGGAGAAGCAGCAGACAGGGUUGGGGGUGGGGACGGGGAGGGCGAGGAGGAUGGGCAUGAGUGUCAGCUCCUCAUGUCAGACGAAGACGGGACGCUCACCAUCGUGGUGUGA
Closterium sp. NIES-65 is the source of this 1257-nucleotide messenger RNA. The record is from the annotation of a GenBank genome assembly. Lineage: Eukaryota; Viridiplantae; Streptophyta; Zygnematophyceae; Desmidiales; Closteriaceae.